GCUGGUGCGUGCGUGUUAGGAUGUAUGUGUGGAGAGCGGUGUGGCGCUUGUAGAGGGAGGCGGAGGGAGUGCUUUACCGCAGUAUCACUACAUUUCUGCACCACUCAUCAAAACUCUGCGGCAUGCAGACAAGAGCUGGGGGGGAGGGCAGUCACUAGGUCUGUUCUGAGUGUGAAACUGCUACCUCUUCUGUUGGCCUACCAGUCCUUCAUAUAAUCUAGGCUACAGCAGUGCUUUUACUUUAUUUAUUUUCAUGCGGGCUCGUUGAGUGUUUAAGUCGACUUCUUUAAUGCCGGUCUUCUUCCUGUAGGAGCAGUGAUACGGCAGGGCUCUCUCUCUCCUUCUCUCUCCAUCCCUCUUGCUCUCUGCUGUCAGGGCAAAGUGCUUCAGCCCGGCGCUCAGUGUCAUCAGGCCGCUUUUAGUUGAGCUUUGGAGCAGUUCGUUAGAAAAUGGCAAAGGAUGGAGAAAAAAGCGAUUGGAAGGAGUUUCUAUGGAACCCGAGGACGAGGGAGUUUCUGGGCAGAACGGCGAGCAGCUGGGGCCUUAUUUUUCUCUUCUAUUUAAUUUUCUACACCUGCCUCGCUGGCAUGUUUGCUCUCACCAUGUAUGUCAUGCUGCAGACCCUGGACGAACACAGACCAACCUGGCAAGACAGGCUCUCCACACCAGGCUUGGUGAUUAGACCUCGGGCAGAUGACACCUUUGAAAUAGUCUAUACUAAAGAGGACACUGAGAGCUGGGACCUGUAUGCCCAGACAUUGGACAAAUUCCUUCAACCCUACAAUGAUUCCCUCCAAGCCCAGAAAAAUCACGAGUGCGCCCCAGACAAGUACUUCAUCCAGGAGGACAGCGGUGAGGUGAAGAACAACCCGAAACGAUCCUGUCAGUUCAACCGCACAGUCCUCCAGAGCUGCUCUGGAAUCGAUGACCGUUACUAUGGAUACCGAGAAGGCCAGCCAUGCAUCAUCAUCAAGCUGAAUCGGGUGAUUGGUUUGCUGCCAGGAAAGGAUAACCAGGCUCCGUAUGUCACCUGUGCUGCAAAGAAAUACAGAGUUGGCAAAGAUCAAUGGAAAGAUGACGCUGAUAAAAUUGGAGAGUUGAUUUACUUUCCUCCAAAUGGCACAAUCAACCCUAUGUACUUCCCUUACUACGGCAAGAAAGCGCAGGUGAACUACUCUCAGCCCUUGGUUGCAGUCAAGUUCCUCAACAUUACUCACAAUGAAGACGUGAACAUUGAGUGCAAGAUCAACGCCGAAAACAUUCCCGUUGGAGGUGAAAGGGACAAGUUUGCUGGGCGAGUGUCUUUCAAGCUGAGGAUCAACAGUAAAAACUAGGUUUACCCCCCUCCUCCAACCCCACCCUAACCCCCACCCCCACCAGCCUCAUCCCCCAAAACAUACUGUCUUCAUUCUCAGCAACACUGCACAUGCACAGAAAACAAAAAUCACAGUAUUCACACCCUUUUUAGGAUUUGUUUACACCCCCAACCCUUUCCAACCUCACCCCCACCCUCCACCCCACACCUCUCCACAGAUUUUUGUGGGAAAUUCUUUGUCAGGUCGCGUGGCGAGACGAGGCGAGAACCAAAAGGGUGCUAAUCCUGUCAUUAUUUCUGUGAGCAUUCACACACAGGUUAUUUUCCAUCAGUUAGUUUGAGGUGAUGUCUAUUUAUACUGCAUGACAAACUAGGGGGCUAUAAAGGACGUGGACGUGUGUUUGCAGACUUUGCAAGGAUCAGCAACUUUACCACUGUACUGCUGCUCCCCACCCCCCGCCAACCCGCUGCCUCCUCAUAGAGUAUCCCUCUAGAUAUGAAGAUCCACAAAUUACAAUACCGAGCGUGUAUAUCUACAGUAUUUAUACAGCAUAAUAAUAGUAAUCUUACAUCAGUGCGUCUAUUUUGUUGCACUUUAAAAGAAUAUUCCAACAAACAGGAUUGAUGCAGAGAUGAUGCCAUUUGCAUGUGCGUAUUGUCUUAGUAUGCUACAAAGGCAGGAGGCUCCUGUGUCCCACCUCUCGGCUGCUUACAUCUGUAAUAAGUUCAGCGACUGACCACCAGGAGGGACCACACCGUAAUCUUUAAACCUGUGUUUUUUUUUAAAAAAUGUGAUACAGUAAGAUGACCCCCCGCCCCAAAAAAAGAAGAACAUGAGGUACACAUUACAGGUAAAGAGGAGUAAAGAGUGCAGGAGAUCGUGUGUUUUAGUUCAUACUGUAGGUCGGGAAGUUGCAUGCAAUGUGCAAUAUUCAUUAAGUGGCAUGCAUUAUGAAUGCCCGUAUCCAUUCAUCAGAUGACUUCUAUUAAAUAGUAAUCAUUUUGGAUCAUUUGAUAUUCACUCUCAUUGUGAAUGAGUAGCUUGUGAAACAGAUGAUAUAUAUAUAUUUAUAUAUGGGGGGGGUCAUAUAACACCUGAAUUCUCAGUCGGUUACGGGGUAAACUGAACUCUAGCUUUGUGGCUCCUGGACUGCAGUCCAAUAAGAUACCUGAAUAUCAUGUGAAAAUGACAAAAUAGACCUCUGUUCUGCACGAGCACACAAACACACACAGACAAAAUUCAAUAUUGCAUUUUAUUCCCAAAGUCAAACCUAGAAUUUCUUGCGUUUCAGUUUUUAAUAUUAAUAUUCAAUCGAUGUUUAGAGGAGCUGUAUUAUUGAGUGUAUUGCAUCUAUUUCACUUGUAUCAGAAAUAGAUGCCAUUGUAAAAAAAAUGGUAUUGUUUUGCACAGAAAGUGCGCUUUUAUUCUUUUCUUUUUUUGUGAUGCUGACUUGAGUUUAUUAAUGCAUUUCCAGUUUUGAAGGAAGUUGUUUGUUUUUUGUGUUUUGUUUUUUUGGGUAGUUUUCUUUUUUCUCAUUCAUUCUCAUUUUCUUCACCUAAAGGAUGCAUCUGAGAUACGAAAAUGUACACUUUACCUCUUAUUUUAAAAGACAGUCGUUACUUUAUUAUUUUGAAUGUUAGUUCAGUUUGGAUUUGUAGGGCUGUAGCAAAUUAAAAACAACAUGAAGAUUUACUCCAUUGACCACAGAAGAAAGAUAUUUUUUUGUUAAUUUGGUUCGAUGUUGUUGUGUUCCCCGGUGUUGUAUGAAUCAUACUGAAGGAAAACCCAUACUGAUAACAAGACAAUCAGUUUCAGCCUCUAAAAAAGUCAGACAUGUUCCUGAGUUUAGUGCUUGAGCUAUUUACUAAGCAUCCCUUAAAUUAUUGGCUUGAGAAAUCUGUGGAGUCACACUUUUAAACUCAGGCACGUUACCUCUGCACAGCUCCAAAACUGUUAGAUCAGUUAGACUGUGAUCCUGCCAUGUCACUGCAGCAAAUAUAGAACACGAGCAUCUGUUCGCUCACAUUAAGGUCUGGCUGAUUAUUAAUUUGUUUUGGAAGGCUGUGUGUUUCUCUGUAUGCCUGCAAAUAUCUUGCAGUGGUUUAAAUAAGACUGCAUCAUCUGACAGAGAAUGAAGGCAAGCCCAUUAGAUCCAAAGUGAUUAUCUGAUCUAUAUUUGAAAGGUCAUUUAUAAUGGAUGAUCAGCUCUAACAGUAAUUUUUCAUGAGUCCGCCACCCAGUUUGCAUGCAUUUCUCCUCUUGCACCGCUGCAACACUUACUUAAUUUCAAUGUAAUCUCUUAAUCUGGUCAGCUAAUCCAGAGCAGGCACGCUGAACUUCUUUACCCCGCUCUGUUGCUCCUCCUCCUCGUGUCAGGCGGCCGGUUCAAGGUUUAUUCUUUUCUCAUUUUGCUCACCACAUUCACAUUACACUUUGUUUAGUUUGAAUCACAUCACAACAAAUAAAAGUGUUCCGCUUCACUGGCUAAUCGGACACUCUUGUUUCACUCACGCAUGUGAAGAUGAUUUCUUCAACCAAAGAUCUACAUGACAGUUAAAAUUGAAUUUCCACUUGUCUGACACAUCCUCAGCAGUAGAUCUGAGUAAGGAUCCCAUGCAGAGAUACUGUAGGAUCCAACUGGAGGGCUAAAUACCCUGUGAUAAUAAAAAGGCCUCCUCUUAUAUAAUAAUAAUACGCACAAAGGAACAUGGUUCACCACGACAUAACAGUGCCUCCUGGUGGACAGACAGUGUUGCUCCCCCAGUGUCACAGAAUGUUAUUUCCUGUUAUCUCCAUUUAUCUGCUUUUUUUCCAGUGAUAAUUUGGAAAUGUCUUUGAAAAGCAAUAUAUUUAUUUCUUGUGUGGCUAUAUGAAUAUUUACAGGAAAGGUUGUAACACAAUCAGAGCGACGUGCAUCAGAAACAGUAAGGAACAAAAGGGAAAGACUGCAUAUAUGCCAGUGUGUGUUAUUAUGAUGAUGGAACCAUUAAAAAAAAGAAUUGUUUUGUUUAUAAAAGAGUAUUUUGUUGUAAAGAUGAGAGAAUGCAUUAGCCUGGAAUAUAUCAUGUGAUAGGACGUACUAGAUCGAUUUUCAGAAUAGUAUUCAAGGAAACUUGAAUAGAUAUGGAUUUGAGUUUUUUUUUUUCUUUGAAUGUUUUUGUCAUUUGAGUUUGUUUUACUGUUUUAAAACAAACCUAUAAUCAAAGCUUUCUGUCAGAGUUCUGACAACACUUUAUCCACUGCAAAGGUUGGAGAAAGCCAACUGUUGGCUUUUAAGUAGAGAUAACUACAUGAAUAAGUAAAAAACAAUCUCAUUGCCCCUUAAUGUUAAACUGUAUUACUGCUUAAGACUGGUAUUAUAAGCCAACAAGAAGGGAAUUCAGUGAAUUUGUUCAAACACUCUCUCCCUAACAGAUGAUAAAUAUUCUGGAUCUUUGUUUUCUGCUCUAACUGUAUGUAUAUUUUUGCUUAUGUUUACUGCAAACCAAGAUAGAGAAAUGAAUAAAUGUUAUUUAAGGGAACUCAAA
Molecule: messenger RNA, 4843 nt
Organism: Pundamilia nyererei
Lineage: Eukaryota; Metazoa; Chordata; Actinopteri; Cichliformes; Cichlidae
Gene: atp1b2b
Product: ATPase Na+/K+ transporting subunit beta 2b
Exons: 8
Coding region: 450-1334 (294 amino acids)
Biological process (GO): intracellular potassium ion homeostasis; potassium ion import across plasma membrane; sodium ion export across plasma membrane
Cellular component (GO): sodium:potassium-exchanging ATPase complex
Molecular function (GO): ATPase activator activity
Source: RefSeq, a predicted model, not a curated record